AUGUGGGGGGGGUGGGGGGGGUGGGCGGGGGGGGGUGGAGGGGUGCGAAAAGGCGGGGGGGGGAGGUGGGGGGUGGGGGGUGUGGAGGGUAUUUGCGGGGGUGGGCGAGGGGGUGGGGUGGUGAGGGGGGGGGUAGGAGAGGUGCGGGGGGGGGUGGGGGGGGAAGGGGGGGGGGGGGAGUGGUUGGGUGGGGGGGGGGGGGGGUGGGGGGGGGGUGGGUGGGGGUGGUCAGGACAGCGAUGUGGGGGUAGGGGGAGGGGGGAGGGGGGGGGUGGGGGGGGGGAGGGGGGGGGGGGGGGGGGGGCUGGGGGGGGCUGGGGGGUGGGCGGGGGGGGGCUGGUUGGGGGGGUUGGGGGUUGCGGGGGGUGUGUGGUGAGGGGGUGGGGGGAAGGGGAGGUGGGGGGUGGUGAUGUGGGUGCGGGGGGGGGGGAGAGGGGGGGGGGUGGCGGACGGAGAGACAGGCUGGGGGGCUGUGGGGGGGUGGGUGGGGGGAGGGGGGUGUGA
Knipowitschia caucasica is the source of this 504-nucleotide messenger RNA. The record is from the annotation of a GenBank genome assembly. Lineage: Eukaryota; Metazoa; Chordata; Actinopteri; Gobiiformes; Gobiidae.